Thalassophryne amazonica is the source of this 649-nucleotide messenger RNA. It is a transcript of the gene pdyn, whose product is annotated as prodynorphin. The coding region runs from base 51 to 578 and encodes 175 amino acids. Lineage: Eukaryota; Metazoa; Chordata; Actinopteri; Batrachoidiformes; Batrachoididae. Gene Ontology annotation, molecular function: opioid receptor binding. The record is from RefSeq and is a predicted model, not a curated record. Gene Ontology annotation, cellular component: dendrite; plasma membrane; axon terminus. The transcript is spliced from 3 exons. Gene Ontology annotation, biological process: sensory perception; neuropeptide signaling pathway; chemical synaptic transmission.
GGCGGCUCUUCUUCCGGCUGAAUAACUCGUUGCUGAGGAGCUGCUGAAGGAUGGAGUGGUUCAUCGUGGUGCUGAUGCUGAGCUUGUCACCCUCUGUGCACGCACACUGCUCGUCACUGUGUUUGAAAUGUGCGCAGCAGAUCUUCACACAAGCCGCCUUCAGUAACCCGCUGUGCACUGCAGACUGCUGGGAGCAGAUAGACCGCUGCAGUCCCAACCAGGCUGAGGACGACCAGAACCAGCAUGUGGACCCAGUCCACAUCCAGAGGACAGGAGGCCAGAAUGUCCUGCUCCGCACACUGGAGGAGUGGCUGCAGGAGGUGGAGGACUCUGACGCGGAUGCUCCGGAGGACGAGCAGCGAGUCCACGUCAAACGUUAUGGCGGCUUUUUACGCAAGUUCAGUCCCAAUAGGUCAAAGCGAAGCUCAGCAGAGCAGCAGGGGGCGGAGGAGGUGCAGAAGCGCUACGGCGGCUUCUUGAGGAGGAUCCGACCGAAGCUGAACCACCUGAAGUGGGACAAACGUCAUGGCAGUUUCAAAGUGUCCGCGCGCGCCGACGAGCAGCCCUUUGAUCUGUAGCAGACCGAUCAGCUGCUUCAGUGUACAGAUGUCAUCCGUGUGUCGGUCAAUAAACGAAGCUUGUUUCAUAC